This is a messenger RNA of Austrofundulus limnaeus, 4052 nucleotides long. RefSeq names its product zinc finger protein 217 (gene znf217). Lineage: Eukaryota; Metazoa; Chordata; Actinopteri; Cyprinodontiformes; Rivulidae. The transcript has 5 exons. The coding region runs from base 99 to 2957 and encodes 952 amino acids. The record is from RefSeq and is a predicted model, not a curated record. Gene Ontology annotation, biological process: regulation of DNA-templated transcription. Gene Ontology annotation, molecular function: DNA-binding transcription factor activity, RNA polymerase II-specific; RNA polymerase II cis-regulatory region sequence-specific DNA binding. Gene Ontology annotation, cellular component: nucleus.
AAUGUGACGAGUCGGGAGUGAGAAGAGUUAUACAAACACUCAUUCUUGUCUUUUCUUUAGGUUUGUUGACUGGAUAGCACGAUAAACAUUGAAGAAAGAUGCCAACUCACUCGUUGCUGCCGUUUGUGGACAGCCCAGAUGGAACUGCCCCAGAUGUCCUGGUUAGUAACAAUGCAAGCAUCCCAGGACCUUGUUCCAGCCUAACACCACACAGUAGCUACACAGAGAAGAUGGUGCUGCAGUGUGRAGAGGGUGCACCACUCUCCUGUAUGUUCUGUGACCAGACUUUCAAUAAUCAGGAUGAGCUAGGCCCCCACGUGCUGACACAGCACCCCACUACAUUCUUUGAGCCGACAGUGCUUCGGAUUGAAGCAGAGUUCAAGAUUCCUGGAGAAAAGCCUGGACCCAGACCAGGCAGCCUGGCCACAGAAGGAGAGGAGGUUCUCAGAUGCAUCGUGUGUGGUCAGACCGCUCAAGAUGCCGGUGAGCUGGAGGCUCACAUGAGGAAGCACAAAGACUACUUUACAUACUGUUGCAGUGUCUGUGGACGGCGCUUCAGAGAGUCCUGGUUUCUCAAGAAUCACAUGAAGAUGCAYGUAAGACCAGGACCAAAAAGUAAGGCUCUGCAAGACCUGGAGUCCCCCUUUACCAUCAAUGGUGUCACUCAGGAACCUGCCUCAGAACCUGUUCCCACUGUUUACAAAAUGUGUAUGGUUUGUGGGUUCUUCUUCCCGGACCACAGCAGUUUGGCAGAACACAGUAAAGUACAUAAUCGAGAGACUGAGCAGGGAAAAGAUGAAGCCCUGGAUGGUGCUGUAGAUCAGGAGAGCUUUCUGUGCAGUUUGAACCUUCAGCCUGCCUCUACUGGUAGCAGUUUGAGAAAUGGCCAAUCAUCCAAAUGGAUCCCCCAGCUGGAUCCCUUUAACACGUACCAGGCGUGGCAGCUUGCAACAAAGGGCAAAAUAGCAGUUGGUCUCCAUAGUACUAAAGAUCCUGGACAGGAAGUCAGCACAGACAAUGAGGACUGUGGCUCUGAUAAGGAAGAGAUGAGUAUUAUCUGGUCUGAGGGUCAGGGAGACAAAGCUGUGAAUGAGGUCCUGGGGAGAGACCCCCGGUCUCAGCAACAGGCUGCUGUGGAAAGUCMGAUCCCACCAAAGAGAUCACUAAUGCAAAAAGACAAAGAACGGCCAACCACGUGUGAGGAAUGUCAGAGAACAUUCAGGACCUACCAUCAGCUAGUUCUGCACUCCAGGGUCCACAAACGGGAAAGACCAGAUGGAGAAAGYCCGACUUCUUCCUUUGACGUGAAGAUGUCAAGAAUGGACUCRAUGGACGCAGCAGAGGAGGGACACAAAGAGGAAAACUUAAUUACAGGUGAAGAUGAUUUUGAUCGAUCAAAGCCCAGAUCAAAAGAAUGCAAUUACUGUGGCAAAUCAUUCAGGUCCAGCUACUACCUCACAGUACAUAUGAGGACUCACACAGGUGAGAAGCCUUACAAGUGUGAAUAUUGUGAUUAUGCAGCAGCUCAGAAGACUUCACUGAAAUAUCACCUGGAUCGGCGUCACAAAGACAGACCUUACAUGGAGAUCCCCAUCAGACCUGGACCCUCACUGCCUUCUCUUCAUGACAGGACUGACGAUGACAGUCCUGCCCCACAUGGAUCCAAGCUCUGGGCUCCUGAAGGCAGACUGUGCACAAAUGAAGCACCUGAGGACAGGUUUGACAGCUUGGGUAGCAAGCUUGGCAGACCACUUGUCCAGGUGAACACUGAAUACGACGAUGCGCUCACGAAGUGUCCAGUAGCUGGUAACCUGAGGAAAGAGGAGGACAUGAAGGACGAGAACUCUGAGGUUCCUUUAAAUCUGUCUUUAAAUGUGUCCCUCUCUGUUCCUGCCGGAGGAGAAACCAAAUCUGCACUGAGUCCAGUUUCCUGCUCACUCUGUGCGUAUAGAACCCUGUACCCAGAGGUUCUGGUCAUGCACAGAAAGCUGACCCAUAAAGACAAGUCAGAGACCACCAGAAGGUCUAGGCUUGGAGGCGGUGUCAGACAGAACCGGUACACGGGCUGUCCCCCUGCACUCAAUGGGAAGGAUGUGGCCCCGCUCCCCCUAGCUGACAGGAGCUAUCCUCGCCGGACCAAGUCCCCGCCACCGCAGCCCGCUACACCUCAGACCACGUGUGUCAGGUCCGCUCAGGGUCCGAAGCCCUCGCCCUCUCCUGCACCUCAACAAAGUGUCCAGGAGACACAGCGGUACAGACAGAACGCUGACCCACAUCCCAGUCAGGACCCCCCCAGGUACACAGAACUCCUGAGGAGAAGCAGCACAGGAAACCAGCUGGUCCUGGACAGAACCAGUCCUCUGGACCGAGUGGGGCUGGUUGAGAGGACUUACCCAGCACCAAGCGGGGCGUUUUGGCACUCCGACGCUGCCCGGCUCUGUCUGACCAGCGGCUUUGGGAGCCUUCCUCAAGUGGAUUUUGGUGAACCUUCUGGCAAGAGACGGUUCUCUGUUCCUACAAGCAGGGAAGCAGAACCUGGUCCUGGUCCUAGAGGACCAGCGGGAGAUGGGACGUCGAUGUUGCAGAUCACAGGAAGAAGUAUAAAACCCAAAGCUUUAGGACCAGGUCCAUCCACAGCGUCUGAGGCUCUGUGUCCUGUAAAGAACAUGUCCACGCCUCUGGACAGAGGUCUGGAGUCGGAGUGGAGCAUGAUGACCCUCCUGCACUCCUGCACACCCAGCGACCUGGCGUCCCUCUACCACAGCACGCCAACAAACCCCGCCCACACAGGACUGGCCAACCCCAGAGCAGAUUUAUUGUGGGACUUUUUGUCAGGGAGCAGACCUCGACUCUACCAACAGCUGCCUGGUUUGCCCACCCUACAGAGGAGAGACCCCUCAGGUGUCUUCUCAAAUCAUCGUUAUGGGACCACCGACAAAAACUCUUCAGGUUCUUGAAUCAAGGAAACGGUGCUGCUGCCUUAAUUUGGACGACUUCAUAAAAACUGUUGAAGUUUUGGAUUGAGUAAGAGAGAGUGUCCUCAGAUUCUGUUUUCUCCUCUAAUUUAAUGUUUAUUUAACUGAGGAUCAUUUCAGGAUUGUGUAUUUCAUCAUUUAUGUUCAUUUAAGAAUGUCUAAUUUAUUUAUAAAACACCCUACACAGGUGUACACUGAAAUAAUCCUCUCCACUCAAAAGUGUUACUAAACCCAGGUGUUUGACCCACAUUUCUGUUUAAAUAUCAAGUCUGAGAAAAUAUUCUCUUAAGAUGUUGGAGAUGAGUUGGUGUUGUGUAGAAAAGUUGCUGCUUUGUUGUUCUGUUAAUGCCAGGCAGGACUUUUUAUUCUUUUUGUCUCGUCCAAAGCACAGUGAGACGUUUGUGUUAAAGUGUGCACCGCCGGCUGAUUGGUUUGCCAACAGRCCGCAGUGUUAAGUGCUCUACCUCAUGUUGUAGUGAACCUGUCCGUCCACCAGAGGCAGACGUCUGAAGGUGUUUCAGGUGUGUAGACGGACACAUGUUGGCGUGUCGCAGCGUUACACACAGGCUGUGCCACACAACUACUGAUGGCUGCAGAUUGGUUUGUUCAGCCUAGUUUUGACCACAGAGCAGAAGUUUACUUUGAAAUGUUAUCGUUAACUACGUGUGCCUCAGGCUCGUCGGCUGGAAGAGGAACCAGCUGGUUCUGCUGCACGUUCAGGAGCUUCCUUUUACCGCCCAGUCUUUAUCAGUAUUUUGUUGCAAGUGAAAGCGGUCACCAUGAAGUGAGCUUUCACACGUCGUGGCUGUGCAGUCUGGGACGUGAAAAAGACUUGAUGAAUGACCUGUUCACUGUGAAGAAAACUGGUCUCAGGUCGACUCGUUCACACAAGUCAGCUGGCUCAUUUAGUGUUUCUACCACUUGGAUAGGCUGGAGACUAAUUUUUUUCUUUUUUUUUUUCUUUUUGGUUAUUUUUUUGUUUGUUUGUUUAGUAUCAAAUUUGUAAACCUAGUGUAAAAAUGAAAGUAUUGUUUUGAAGUUUGUGACAUUUCAAUAAAGUGUGAAGCGAACAAUUCA